Dracunculus medinensis (Guinea worm) is the source of this 627-nucleotide messenger RNA. The record is from the annotation of a GenBank genome assembly. NCBI's taxonomy places the organism in Eukaryota, Metazoa, Nematoda, Chromadorea, Rhabditida, Dracunculidae.
AUGGGUAUUUCUCGUGAUAACUGGCAUAAGCGACGUGCAACAGGUGGAAAACGUUCUGCCCCUCAUAAAAGGAGAAAAUACGAAUUGGGUCGACCUGCAUCUAAUACUAAGAUCGGUGCGAAACGUAUUCAUUUAGUACGCUGCCGUGGUGGAAAUAUUAAGCGUCGCGCUCUUAGAUUAGAUGUUGGAACAUUUUCAUGGGCAUCGGAAGGAUGUACUCGCAAGACUCGUAUUGUUGACACCGUUUAUAACGCUUCAAACAACGAGUUAGUACGUACGAAGACAUUAGUUAAGAAUUCCAUUAUUACGGUGGACGCUGUACCGUUUAGACAAUGGUAUGAAGCCCAUUAUGCUUUACCGUUAGCACGAAAAAAAGGUGCAAAGCUUACAGAUGAAGAGGAAGCUCGAAUUAAUAAGAAACGUUCAAAGGAUACACAAGAAAAAUAUACAAAAAGACAAAAAAUCGCUGAAGUGGAACCGCACUUGAUUGAGCAAUUUCAGAGUGGUCGCCUUCUUGCUUGUAUUAGCUCUCGGCCAGGGCAGGUUGGACGCGCUGAUGGUUAUAUAUUAGAAGGCAAAGAAUUAGAAUUUUAUCUUCGUAAGAUACGUGCCAAAAAGGCUAAAUAA